Oncorhynchus masou masou (cherry salmon) is the source of this 1243-nucleotide messenger RNA. RefSeq names its product protein boule-like. Gene Ontology annotation, cellular component: cytoplasm. The transcript is spliced from 11 exons. Gene Ontology annotation, biological process: positive regulation of translational initiation; 3'-UTR-mediated mRNA stabilization. The record is from RefSeq and is a predicted model, not a curated record. Gene Ontology annotation, molecular function: translation activator activity; mRNA 3'-UTR binding. NCBI's taxonomy places the organism in Eukaryota, Metazoa, Chordata, Actinopteri, Salmoniformes, Salmonidae. The coding region runs from base 1 to 1089 and encodes 362 amino acids.
AUGGAGAACGAAAUAACCCUAAUCUCAAUCUGCACGCAGACCAGCACUCCCUCUCCUCCUCCUGCUCCAGUGUCUCAAGACCCCAGCAACGAAACCUCUCCCUCUCACCAUGGCCCCCGCUUUGGCACCAUCAUCCCUAACCGCAUCUUUGUGGGAGGCAUUGAUUUCAAGACCAAUGAGAGCGACCUGAGACGCUUCUUCUCCCAGCAUGGAGCAGUGAAGGAGGUGAAGAUAGUGAUUGACCGUGCUGGGGUGUCAAAAGGAUAUGGCUUUGUUACCUUUGAGACCCAGGAAGAUACAGAGAGAAUCCUUCAUGAUGCUGACAGACUGUGUUUCCGGGACAAGAGGCUCAACAUCGGCCAGGCCGUCCGCAAGCAGCAAGUGGGAGGUCACCCAAACAGCUUCUCUGUGUCCAGCCAUACUCCUGCCAUGAUACCCACCCCCUGUGGAACCAUGUACCUCACCACCCCUACGGGGUACCCCUACACCUACCACAACGGAGUGGCUUACUUCCACUCCCCAGAGAUGAGCCCCUCCGCCCCCUACCACUGGCCCUCCCGCUCAGUGCCUGGCUCUCCAGUCAUGCUGACCCACCAGCCUCCACCCAUCUACCAGCAGCCAGCCUACCAUCACUACCAGGCCCCUACACAGUGUCACCCUAGUCACCUGCAAUGGAACGUUCCUCAGUCUCCAGUGCCCUCCAGCCCAGUGUUGUACAUGCAGCCCUCUGAGCUCCUGUACCAGCCCAUGGAGCAGCCCAGCGACGGGGGCUGUGUCCAGCCUGCCAUGCCCCUCAUAGAGGCCCCCAUCCCAGAGCAGCAGUUCAUCGACCACAUGGUGCAACCAGCCUACAAUCACACGUUGUCAUACUACCCACCAAGUCCAGGGGGGAUGACACCUGUGAUGAUACAGCAAGAACCAGGAAAGGAACAGAAGUUCCACACCAUGAGGCGAGGUUACCCCUCCUCGCCGGUCAGCCUGAAGCCCAGGUACGGCCGCAACCCGCACUACGCCCACCUGCGCAAGGAGUACCGCCCAGAAAUCACCACUGACCCCUCCCCUCCGCCCGCCACCGAACCACUCAAGUAGAGUAUAUCCACGUUUCCUUUCAGCCAAUGAAACGCCCAUCUCCUCAGGCAGAAAGACCCACUUCUCUAUCUCUCCACCCGCUUCUCAAUCUCUCCAUGACCCUGACUCCUCCAACCCUUCACACACAUUAUAUUAUUCAGUCCAGACAACUAUG